AAUAAAAUCAAACCCAAGAAUCCAAAUCACUCUAAUUUCAUUUUCUUAUUUUACCCUCAUAUUCCUUUGGUCCCCCUUCUUCAACUUCUCACCCUCUCUCAGAAUCUCACUGCACUGACUGCACAAAAAUAUCAACCAUUCCCCCCAUUUUUACAGUUCCCUGCAGACACUGAAACAUUGACGUUAGUCAUUCUCUUACCUCAGACUAAAAGACACUGAAACUGAGCUCCACAAGUCUUUACUUGAGCUCAGUUUGGAACUGCAGCCCAUUUCUUUCACUUUACACCUUCACAAAAAUGGAGCUCUUUAGCCACUGUUCUCCAAUGUUCUUGCUCCUUCUGCUAAUUUCAGUUAUCAUGUCCUCUGUAGUGGUGAACUCAAUCGGAAUAAACUACGGCCAAAUCGCCAACAACUUACCAUCGCCGGAAGCGGUGGUGCCGAUAGCGAAGUCCAUCGGAGUCACCAGAAUCAAGCUCUACGACGCCGACCCCAAAGUCCUGAAAGCAUUCGCCAACACCGGAGUAGAGUUCAUAGUGGGCCUGGGGAACGAGUACCUCGCCAAGGUCCAAGAUCCGGGAAAAGCCCAGGAAUGGGUCAAGUCCAACGUCCAAGCUUACCUUCCCGCCACCAAAAUCGCCUGCAUCUUCGUCGGCAACGAAGUCCUCACGUUCAACGACUCGUCGUUGACCGGCAACCUCCUCCCGGCUAUGGUCAGCGUCCACACCGCCCUCGUCAACAUGGGCCUGGACAAGCAGGUCACCGUCACCACGGCCCACUCCCUCUCCAUCCUCGAAAACUCCUUCCCGCCGUCGGCCGGAACUUUCCGCCGGGAUCUGAAGAACUGCAUAGCUCCGAUCCUCGAUUUCCACGCCAAAACCGGAUCUCCGUUCCUGAUCAACGCUUAUCCUUACUUCGCGUACAAAUCGAAUCCCAAACAAGUGUCACUGGACUACGUUCUGUUCCAGCCGAACGCCGGAAACCUAGAUUCGGCGACGAAUCUCCACUACGACAACAUGCUCUUCGCUCAGAUCGACGCCGUCUACGCCGCCCUGGGGUCGCUCGGCUACAAGAAGCUCCCGGUGCACAUCUCCGAGACCGGCUGGCCCUCGAAAGGCGACGAGGACGAGGCCGGAGCGACGCCGGAGAACGCGAAGAAGUACAACGGGAACCUGAUCAAGCUCAUUUGCCAGAAUAAGGGAACUCCGUUGAGGCCAAACUCGGAUCUGAACAUCUACGUGUUUGCUCUGUUCAAUGAGAACAUGAAACCCGGCCCGAGCUCCGAGAGGAACUUCGGGCUUUUGAAACCCGACGGCACGGCGGCGUACUCGCUUGGGUUUAACUUGAAAGGGAGUUCGAGUAGCGGCGGGAACAGUAGUAGCAGCUCGUCCGGGUCGGGUCAGGGUGGGAUUAACCCGAUUACUAUAGGCUCGUCGCCGCCGGGUUCUUCCAGUAACGGCUACCUGUCCAUCUCAUCUGCCUCCGCCACUGUGAGUUCCACUAACUUUUUACUGAUAUUUUUUACAGUUAUUCUUUUUUUUUACUUGGCUAUGUUUGUGGGACAAAUGUCUGUCCAAUUAUUGGCCGCUGAAAAUUUUUGAUCAGAGAGAAGAUUCCGGUCCCGAUGGUUUUGUUGGAGUGGACGGUGCCUAGAAAACGACGUCGUUGUCAUUUGGCACUAACGUAAAUGCUGCGACGCCGUGUCGUUUACCUUUGUCGUCAGCUUCACAUGGUUUUUUGUAGGUGCUGGAAGCCACAUUUUGGAAAGUGCUUCUUGAAAAAGCACCAAAAUAUGCUUCUCGGCUACACACACUAUUGUUUACUCUACCCAUUAAAAUGUGUUACUACCAUCAAAUUUGUUCUGUUUAUAGUUGCUUUCAUCUUUGGCUUAGUUCUGAUGAGAGUGUAUGAUGCUUCCUUUCUCUACAGGUGAAAUACCAUUUGAUCGGUUCGAUUUCGAUGUUGUGGUUGGUUCUAUUGUUGAUAAAAGUCAUUUGAAGUUGAGGUGAAAGGUGAGAGCAAUCCCAAGUGCUCAUUGUGAAUGAAUGGUAGAGAAAGUGAGGAAAAAUAGAAAGAGGCAACUUGAGAACUAGGCAAAGGUGAAUACAUGGCUCCUCUCCUAAUCAAUGACUCUACUUGCUUUCUAGUUGGCAAAGCAAUUGCUGCCUACCGUCCUUUAGCUAGAGGGGGCUUUAACUUUUUAUUCUGUUUUUGGCUGUUGCAGCAGAAUUAUUUCAUCUAUCUCAAUAACUCCUAGUCGGUAGGGUUUGUGAAGGAGGCAGGAGAGGACCACCAUUUAUUUAGAAGAUUAGAUCUC
Argentina anserina (silverweed cinquefoil) is the source of this 2314-nucleotide messenger RNA. RefSeq names its product glucan endo-1,3-beta-glucosidase 11. The record is from RefSeq and is a predicted model, not a curated record. The transcript is spliced from 2 exons. Bases 297 to 1598 code for a protein of 433 amino acids. Gene Ontology annotation, biological process: carbohydrate metabolic process. Gene Ontology annotation, molecular function: hydrolase activity, hydrolyzing O-glycosyl compounds. Lineage: Eukaryota; Viridiplantae; Streptophyta; Magnoliopsida; Rosales; Rosaceae. Gene Ontology annotation, cellular component: plasma membrane.